Struthio camelus australis is the source of this 730-nucleotide messenger RNA. Lineage: Eukaryota; Metazoa; Chordata; Aves; Struthioniformes; Struthionidae. The record is from RefSeq and is a predicted model, not a curated record.
GCUCUCCUUCCAGCUCCCGACUAUGACAAGAGCCAGUGGAUCAACGAGAAGGAGAAGCUGGGCUUAGACUUCCCUAACCUGCCCUAUUUCAUCGACGGCAAGACCAAGCUCACCCAGAGCAAUGCCAUCCUCCGCUACAUCGCCCGCAAGCACAAGAUGUGUGGCGAGACGGAGGAGGAGCUCGUCCGUGUGGACAUGCUGGAGAACCACAUCAUGGACUUCCGCAUGAGCCUGGUGAUGGUCUGCUACAACCCUGACUUUGAGAAGUUGAAGGUAGGGUACCUGGAGCAGCUGCCAGGGAAGCUGAAGCUCUUCUCCAACUUCCUGGGGGACAGAAAGUGGUUUGCAGGGGAGAAGCUCACCUUUGUGGACUUCCUCAUGUUCGAUGUGCUGGAUCAGAACCGCAUAUUUGAACCCAAGUGCCUGGAGCCAUUCAAGAACCUGAAGGACUUCAUGGACCGCUUUGGGGCCUUGGAGAAGGUCGCUGCCUACAUGAAAUCCAGCCGCUUCCUGAAGAUGCCCAUCAACAACAAGAUGGCCAAGUGGGGCAACAAGAAGGAGUAGGGGCACAGCGCCGGCUGAGACAAGCCAGCGUCUCCUUUGCCCGUCCAGGACGGACCACCGAUGGGGUCUGUAGUGGGGCUGGGCGAGCACCGCUGGGGUGAAGUGCUCUCUGGCCGUGGGGCCUGCAUGGCAGCCCCCAAAAGCAAUAAAAUGUCUAGAUGCAGCA